UUCAGCUGACACAGCACCCUCGGUUCCCCUUCACUGAAACCUUCCCUCUUUGACCACAGCCAUCACCAUGGAGAAGGACGUGGGCGUCGCCCACAAUGAGACCGAGCACAGCACCGAGAUCCGCCAGGUGCACAAUGUCUCCCUGGCUGAUGCCACCCUCAAGGCCCACGUCAAGCCAUGGACCAAGGCCAUGUUCAAGCUCUACCUGGUGCUGUUCGUCGCUACUCUCAACUCCUGCAUCAACGGUUACGAUGGUUCCUUGAUGGGCGCCAUCAACAGCUACGCCCAGUACCGUUCAUACUUUGGCUUCUCCCUCACUGAGGGUACCCCUGGCACCGGCAUCGUCUACGCCAUCUACACCAUUGGCAAUCUCGUGGGAUCCUUCGCUGCUGGGCCUGCUACUGAUUGGAAAGGCCGAAAAUGGGGCAUGUUCAUCGGCUGCCUCAUCAUCGUUAUUGGCACAUGUAUCCAGGCCACCUGCACCAACCUGGGUGGAUUCAUGGGCGGCCGCUUCAUCCUCGGAUUCGGCGUGGCCAUUACCUCGACUGCUGGCCCCGCCUACGCGUCUGAGAUGGCCCAUCCCGCCUAUCGUGGCAUCCUGACUGGUAUCUUCAACACUUUCUGGUUCGUGGGCGGAAUCCCCGGCACCUUUGUCCCCUACGGUACCUCGGUCCUGCAGGGCACGAAGUCGUGGAGAAUCCCCAUCUGGCUACAAAUGGUCUUCUCCUGUGUCGUUCUUUUGAGCGCCCCCUUCCUCCCCGAGACCCCGCGUUGGUUGAUUGCCAACGAUCGACAUGAAGAAGCCCUUGACACUAUGGCCCGGUACCACGGCGACGGCAGCCGCGACUCCGCCAUUGUGCAGCUUGAGUACAGGGAAAUGUGCGAGGAUAUCUCCGUAACCGGCUCCGACAAGCGCUGGUGGGACUACCGCGAGCUGUUCAACAACCGCGAGCAGCGCUACCGCACCAUGCUCGUUGUGUCCAUGGGCUUCUUCGGCCAAUGGUCCGGCAACGGUCCCGUGUCGUACUACUAUCCAGCCAUGCUUCAGGGUGCCGGCAUUACAAACAACCACACCCGCCUCUUACUCAACGGCCUCCAGAACGUUGUCUCCUUCAUCGGCGCCGUCUUUGGAGCUCUAUACACCGACAAGUGGGGCCGCCGCCCGCAACUCCUCGUCUCCACCGGCAUCGUCGUUAUCAUUUUCAUUCUCGUGUGCGCUCUCGUUGCGACCAACGUCAUCGACGGCCCCGACGGCAAACCCAAGGUCGACGACAGCGGCACCCCCCUCAUCAAGCGCUCCGGCCAGGCCAAAGCCGUUAUUGGCCUCAUCUUCAUCUUCGGCUUCGUUUUCUCCGCCGGCUACACGCCCCUGCAGCAGCUCUACCCCGUUGAAUGUCUGCGCUACGAGUCACGUGCGAAGGGCAUGGCCUUCUACAACUUCUGGGUCAACAUUGCGGGCUUCUACAACACGUUUGUCACUGGCAUUGCGUUCUCUGGUGCCGGGUGGAAGUACUACUUCCUCUUCAUCUUCUGGGACAUCUUUGAGUUUGCCUUCAUCUACUUCUUCUACGUUGAGACGCGCAGGCGGACGCUCGAAGAGUUGUCCGAGAUCUUCAGCAGCAGGACGCCGGUUAAGACGAGCUUGUCUAAGACGCAGAUUGUGGUGCAUGGAAAGGAUGGGGUCACAGAGGUGUUGAAUAAGGAGGUUUAGAGGUCCUACCUUUGAAAGCCCCUUGGCUGCUUCGUUGGAAUAAGGGGGGGAAUGGAGGGGACGGAAAGGUGUGGGUGAUUGGCAUGACGAAUAGAUGUCGGAAAGAAGAAAGUCUGGCUUGCGACCGCUUGGGAGUUUACCAUCUACACAAGGAUCUUUUGUAGUGUCGAAAUUUGCCGAAAUGUUAUGUUUCGUUUCGUGUUGUGCAGGCAUUGAACUCUCUCCCAUUUUUCCCUUUCUGCUUCUACACAGGCGUCGAAGCCGUGUAAUAAUGAUCAAUGGAAUAGAUGAAAUCUCGAGAAGGAUAUACGACUUGGAAGAUAAUAGAACCGACUGAGGAUAGUAAAAGACCGCAGGAUGAAUCGAAUACGGAG
Molecule: messenger RNA, 2085 nt
Organism: Mytilinidion resinicola
Lineage: Eukaryota; Fungi; Ascomycota; Dothideomycetes; Mytilinidiales; Mytilinidiaceae
Product: general substrate transporter
Exons: 4
Coding region: 68-1711 (547 amino acids)
Biological process (GO): transmembrane transport; carbohydrate transport
Cellular component (GO): membrane
Molecular function (GO): carbohydrate:proton symporter activity
Source: RefSeq, a predicted model, not a curated record